Messenger RNA from Paraphaeosphaeria sporulosa, 2217 nucleotides. RefSeq lists its product as uncharacterized. Gene Ontology annotation, molecular function: protein binding. The transcript has 4 exons. Gene Ontology annotation, cellular component: U1 snRNP; U2-type prespliceosome; commitment complex. Lineage: Eukaryota; Fungi; Ascomycota; Dothideomycetes; Pleosporales; Didymosphaeriaceae. The record is from RefSeq and is a predicted model, not a curated record. Gene Ontology annotation, biological process: mRNA 5'-splice site recognition; RNA processing. The coding region runs from base 207 to 1904 and encodes 565 amino acids.
CUGGAGGCGCGUGGUCGCCGGGGCCACGGGUGAAGGUCGAUCACGUGGCGGGCGGGCUUGGCGCGGGAGCAUUUGCAGGCUCUAGCGCGGCUCAACCGACGUGUAGCCUAGUCUGCUUCGUGCCUUUACUCUCCGGCUGACGCUGCGAACAGCGCCAACACUGCACUGCGCCCACCGCUCACCCCAUCCGCACCACGCCAGUCGCCAUGUUCGUCAACGGGCGCGGCAGCAUUGCACACGUGCACUACACAGGCGAUGAAGCCGCCGCCGAGAUCAAGAAGCUGCUCGACGCCGUAAUGGAGAACGAAGACGAGUUCGAGCGCUGGGAGGCCCUCGUCACGCGCGCCACAGAGCUCGAAGGCGGCGUCACGCGCAACUCCAGCCCCUCGUCCAUCGAGCUGCUGCGCAACGCCUACAACUGCUUCCUCGCCAAGUUCCCGCUCUUCUUCGGCUACUGGAAGAAGUACGCCGACCUCGAGUUUGCCAUCGGCGGCACCGAGACGGCCGAGAUGGUGUACGAACGCGGUGUCUCGUGCAUACCCAGCUCCGUCGACCUCUGGGCGCACUACUGUGCCUUCAAAAUGGACACGAGCCACGACAACGACAUCAUCCGAGAUCUGUUCGAACGCGGCGCCCACUUUGUCGGUCUUGAUUUCCAGGGCCAUCCCUUCUGGGACAAGUAUAUCGAGUUCGAGGAUCGAAACAACGAGCCAUCCAGAGUCGCGCAGCUCUACCGUCGCGUCUCCCAGAUACCCAUGUAUCAAUUCUCCAGGUACUACGAAAAGUUUCGUGGUCUGAUCAAUAGCAAUACCCCGGUCGACGACCUUGCAGAACCUGAGACGCUCGAAACAUUGCAGGCAGCUGUUGCUGCUGAGAAUCAAGGUUUUGAGCGCUCAUCGCUCGAGCUCGACCGACAACUCCGCGGCAAGCUUGAUCAGUGGUACUAUGAAGCGUAUACCCGCACGCAAGCAGAUGUCACAGCUCGCUGGCCUUUUGAAGAGAAGAUUGAACGCGGCUACUUUCAUGUCACGGAUCUGAAAGACACCGAGAUUGACAAUUGGCGGAAGUACCUCGAUUUCGAAGAGGCGCAGGGCGAUUUUCAUCGCACAUGCUUCUUGUAUGAACGUUGUUUGGUGGCUUGUGCUUUGUACGAAGAGUUCUGGCUGCGUUACGCCCGCUGGAUGUUCUCCCAAGAGAACAAGGAGGAAGACUGUCGGCAAAUCUACAUUCGCGCGAGCUGUAUCUUCGUCCCAAUCUCGCAACCGACUGUUCGCCUGAACUGGGCUCGAUUUGAAGAGAAGCUGGGCAGGACCUCCCUUGCACAUGAUAUCCACGAGGCUAUACUAGAUCAGAACCCCGAUCAUGUGGAGACCAUCAUCUCGCUCGCUGGCGUAGAUCGUCGCCACGCAGGCGCGGAUGCCGCAGUAAGCACGCUGGAGAAGUACAUUGGUCAGCGUAACGCGCAUGUAGGUGGCGUCUUGGCCGCGGAGCAAGCGCGCAUCUUGUGGCAGUCCAAGCGUGCGGUUGAUGAGGCCCGCCAGCUCUUCAAAGACAAGGCAGAUAAGUUUCUGGAAUCGAAGGAGUUUUGGUUGAAAUACAUGGACUUUGAGAUUGCUCAACUGUUGAGCGAAGAGGACGACGCCCACAAGCGCGUCAAAGAGAUCCACGAGACUAUUCGCGCUAAAGGACGGUUUUCGGAAGACGCAUCAAAGGCACUUUCACACCACUACAUGGAGUACCUGAUGGAUCACGGAGGCAAGAACGCCGCCGAUGAAUUCAUGAAACUCGACCGCGAGGUCAACGGGUACACAUCGUCCAAGAAUAUUGAUCUGCCUCACGCGAAACCGCCAGCCAAGAAACGGAAAAACAAAAACAAGAAUGCGGCAACGACGGCAGCGUCGUGAAGUUCUGGAUCGGGAAUUUGGACUCGGACAACCUUUUUCACUUACUUGGCUGCCUGCUAGUCCAUCCUGUCUUCGUUUCCCCCUCACUGGAUCGCUUAAAUAUCGUUAGUUAUUCCCCCUCGUGUCCUGCCUGCACAGUAGACAGUAAAUAUAAACAACUCUGUUUUCGUUUUGAUGAUGCAUUCUUUGCAGUUUGUUUCUGCACAUUAUCUUGUGAUGCCAGGCACUCCUUUGGACAAUAUUAUGUUUGUUAAGCCUUUCAGAUCUCAUGCGAGUGGGAGUGUGGUUGUUCGCAGGUAUGACUAUGUAGUUG